Molecule: messenger RNA, 843 nt
Organism: Micromonas pusilla CCMP1545
Lineage: Eukaryota; Viridiplantae; Chlorophyta; Mamiellophyceae; Mamiellales; Mamiellaceae
Exons: 1
Coding region: 31-843 (270 amino acids)
Molecular function (GO): RNA binding
Source: RefSeq, a predicted model, not a curated record
GACUGGCAGAUCGACUUCUGCUCGCGCCCGAUGAAGGACGAGCGCGGGAAGAAGAUGUGGGAGCUCCUGAUUUGCGACGAGUCGCGCUCGUUCCAGCACGCCGAGUUCUUUCCCAACAACCGCAUCAACUCCGUGGAGCUCUCCAAAGCGAUUCAGCGCGUCCUGAACGAGCAAGGCGCGAGGCCGAAGCGCUUCAAGUUUUUCCGAUCGCAGAUGCAGACGAUCAUCACGCGCGCGUGCAACGACGUCGGCGUCCCGCCGUUGCCGAGCCGUCGAUGCCAGACGCUGACGCGGUGGCUCGAUCAACGCGCGGAGGAGGUGUACAAGAAACACCCCGGGUACGACGGCAGCUCGUCGCCGAUGAUGGGAUUCGAAACGUCCGCCCCGAAGCCGUUACCGGACGCGCUUCGCGGCGAGUCCUGGGCGUUCGUCGCGCUGCCGCUAAUCGGCGUGAAGGAGGAAGCGAUGCAGGUGAGCGCGAACAGGGUGUUCGGCGACCUCCUGGAUAUCGACGAGGCCCUCCCGGACGACACCUUGGUCCCGGGGAUCGCGGUGUACACGAGACGCGCGGCAGCGCUCGCGGGGUGGACGAAGGGGUUGGAGCUCGGCGGCAUCUCCGUCGACUUGGACAUGGGGACGCUGAUACUCGACACGGGCGUCGCGGACAGCUGGCAGUACGCGAGGUUCCGGCAGACGAAGGAGCUGACGCGGGAGGCGAAGGAGUGGGAGGACGUCAAGGCGGCGGCGGGUGGGUUGCACUUCCUCGCGAUCCAGACGGACGAGGAGGCGGAGUCCACGGACGGGUUCUGGAUCCUUCAGGACUUCACCGCGUCGCAGUAUUAA